UAUCUCUCAACGUCAAAGGCCCGGCAAACAACUCCUAAUCUCCGCCCGUUACGGUGCAAGCAACACACAAAAUGAUACUCAUUGAAUUACUAAUUAUUAACUUUAUUACAUUUAAAAAAAAAACAUAAUUUAAUGUUUCAUUAAACAACUAUAUAAACCAACUUAGCGACCACCUAAGCAUUUCCCUUACCAUUUACGUUCUCUUCUUUCUCCUCCGACACACUCCAAAACUCAGAAUCUCUCUGAUGUGAAUUUGACUAACUCUUUCGUAAUUUAGGAUCUUACUACAAAUCCUCAAUCUCCGAUCUUUUUCUGUUCAUUCUUCAAAAGAAUUGAGAGAAAAUGGACAACGAGUUGUUUAUGAACACAGAGUUUCCACCACCGCCGGAGAUGGCGACGCAUUUCGAACCACCACCGUCUUCUUCAUCGGCGAUGAUGCUUAACUGGGCUUUAAUGGAUCCAAAUCCACCUCAAGAUUCUUCCUUUAUAUGGGAAAAGUCAACGGAACAACAACAACAACAAAGCAUCUUUGACUCUGCUUUAAGCUCAUUAGUCUCAUCACCGACACCGUCAAAUUCCAACUUCUCCGGUGGUGGCGGUGAUGGUUUUCUUAUCAGAGAACUCAUCGGAAAGCUUGGAAACAUCGGGAAUAACAAUAAUAACUCCGGUGAGAUCUACGGAACUCCGAUGUCUCGCUCUGCCUCAUGUUACGCAACUCCGAUGAGCUCUCCACCACCACCGACGAAUACGAAUUCUCAGAUGAUGAUGAAUAGAACGACGCCGUUGACGGAAUUCUCAGCAGAUCCGGGUUUUGCGGAGAGAGCUUCAAGAUUCUCUUGUUUUGGUAGCCGGAGCUUUAACGGAAGAACCAAUACAAAUCUUCCGAUAAACAACGGUAAUAACAUCGUUAACAACUCCGGGAAGCUGACACGUGUCUCAAGUACACCAGCUCUUAAGGCUCUUGUUUCACCGGAAGUCGCACCCGGCGGCGAAUUUCCCCGGAAGAGAAAAUCUGUGCCCAAAGGGAAAUCCAAAGAAAAUCCCAUUUCCACUGCUUCUCCAUCUCCUAGUUUCUCAAAGACGGCGGAAAAGAAAGAAGAAUGGGGUGGAAAAGGAAGUAAAAGUUCAGAAGAAAAAGGAGGAAAAAGGAGAAGAGAAGAUGAAGAUGAAGAAGAAGGAGAAGGUGAAGGAAACAAUAACACAAAACCACCUGAGCCUCCUAAAGAUUACAUUCAUGUUCGAGCUCGACGAGGCCAAGCGACCGAUAGUCACAGCCUCGCCGAACGAGUUCGGAGGGAGAAAAUUGGUGAAAGGAUGAAGCUUCUUCAAGAUCUUGUGCCUGGAUGCAAUAAGGUUACUGGAAAAGCACUGAUGCUUGAUGAAAUUAUAAACUAUGUACAAUCAUUGCAAAGACAAGUUGAGUUCUUGUCAAUGAAGUUAUCAUCAGUGAACGACACCAGGCUGGAUUUUAACGUGGACGCUCUUGUGUCAAAGGAUGUUAUGAUUCCAUCAAGUAACAACCGAUUGCAUGAAGAAGGACUCCAAUCAAAGUCUUCAAGUCGUCAUCAUCAACAACAACAACUUAAUAUGUAUAAUAGUAAUAAUGCACAAUUACUUCCCAAUAUUUCUUCCAAUAACAUGAUGCUCCAAUCUCCUAUGAACUCUUUGGAAGCCUCUACCUUAGCCAGAAGCUUCACUCACUUACCAACACUUACCCAAUUCACUGACUCUAUUUCUCAGUAUCAAAUGUUUAGCGAAGAAGAUUUACAAAGCAUAGUAGGAAUGGGAGUGGCACUAAACCCCAACAAUGAAUCUCAACACAUGAAAAUUGAGCUUUGAUCAACCAUUUUUUCAUGGUCUCAAGGAAGAAAAAUAAGAAAAAAGGAUUGAUGGGUGUACAUAAACCAUACCAAUAUUUGUGAUUUAUUCAUAUACUCAUCUCCAUUUAUAUAUAAAUACACACAUUUAUGGAAGUAACCUAUAAUUUUUACUUUUUAUAUUUUAUAUUAUCAUCUUCCAAUUCAUUAUUAGGGUUCAAUUGUAUUGUUAUCCACUUUGGUUUCCUUUGGAUUCCUUUUGCUUUUCUAAUGUAAUAUUAUUGUAAGUUUGUUACCUUCCACUAUAAUCCAAGAUAAUUAAUA
Messenger RNA from Arabidopsis lyrata subsp. lyrata, 2141 nucleotides. RefSeq names its product transcription factor bHLH78. The transcript has 7 exons. Lineage: Eukaryota; Viridiplantae; Streptophyta; Magnoliopsida; Brassicales; Brassicaceae. Gene Ontology annotation, cellular component: nucleus. Gene Ontology annotation, biological process: regulation of DNA-templated transcription. The coding region runs from base 343 to 1839 and encodes 498 amino acids. The record is from RefSeq and is a predicted model, not a curated record. Gene Ontology annotation, molecular function: DNA-binding transcription factor activity; protein dimerization activity.